This is a messenger RNA of Mixia osmundae IAM 14324, 4005 nucleotides long. RefSeq lists its product as uncharacterized. The record is from RefSeq and is a predicted model, not a curated record. The transcript has 7 exons. NCBI's taxonomy places the organism in Eukaryota, Fungi, Basidiomycota, Mixiomycetes, Mixiales, Mixiaceae. Bases 1 to 4005 code for a protein of 1334 amino acids.
AUGCUUGCAGCAUUGGGCUUACCUGCACGGCCCCAGCCUUUUUGGGAGACUCCUCCAGAGCCUGUCCGUGUAGCGAAACCGCGAGACGAGGGCGAAGAACCCGAAGAGGGCGAAAUCGAUGACGGAGAGGUUGACGAGGGCGAGAUGCCUUCAAGGCCGCUUGCCCCGAUGCGCUCACUUCCUCCUGCUCCCCUUCCUCAGCGCUUGCCCCCUCCUCCCCAUCGAGCGAGCCAGUUUGCGCAAGCAAGCGAGCAGACCAAGUGGCUUCCGCCUCCCAGAGUCGCUCUCCCUCCCAGACCGCUCGUUGUACCUCCGCCCCCAGAAGCUGUAUCAUCGGCCCUUCCUCUCAGCCAGAUGAGCCGUACGGAUACUUCGCCUUUGCCGACUCCUCCACCUCCGCCGAUCGGGUUACCUGCACCGGUCUGGGCAGACGGAUCCAACGUCGCUGGUCAGCCCAAGCCUAUGGCUCCAGCCAAUGCGGCAGCUGUGCUUGCCUCGCUCAGUCUACGAGAACAGGAUCGCAUUCAGCAAUUCAUCGCGAUCAUCCGGCGCUUGCUGCCCUUUGGCCUCUCAGCCACUGCCCUACAGAGCGAAGGCAUCAGCCUCGACCUCGUCAGGAACAUGCACGAUGUCGUCGGAGAGCCCAUGCCCGCACAAUUGCUUCAGCCCGCCGGAAGACAUCGCGCUCGCCCUCCUACAUCGCAAGACACUUCAAUGAUCAACGGCAAAGCACUGACUCGCGAUCCACGUACACCAAGGACCAACAAGAUCACAGCGCCUAUGGUCAUCGAUCUCACUUUGAGCGCCUCAACGGUCAGCCACGAGCAGGAGAUUAGCUCGCCCGUCUCACUUGAUCGGCCAGCACCCGCUGUGCAUGGACUGCCCAUGCGACCAGUCUACUCAGAGCUACGCACACCGCUCACGGCGUCCUCGACGACAUCACAACAUCACCUCCGUGAAGCAGAGCAUAACCAGCUCUUCGCUCCGCAGCCACGCACGCCAGCAAGCGUCAUCCAGGCUACCUAUCCUGUCGGCGGCGAUCGACAGGCGUUUUACGAGGGUGAGGUGGAUGAUCUUGACGGCAUAGCGUAUGACGACUUUGCGAGCUUCUCGCCUCCUCCUGCGCCUAAAAUUGGUCUGCCGGCGUACAUUGACGAAGGGGCACUCGAAAAUGAAGCUCGAAAGAAAGAAGAGGUUCGCCUCCGAUUACAAGCGCGUCGAGCAGAGCGCAGAGCCAGGGUCGUCAGCACCGAUCAGGCCGAACACGCUGAGCGAGCUAGACAGAUGGCGCUUCAGUUUGAGCAAAAUUUCGAGCAAAGUCUCAGCAUGGAGAUGUUCGCCGCCGAAAGUCGCAGCGGAUCUGCGAUAUCAUCGGGCGAUGGAAUGGUCGUCGAAGAAGAUAUUGCGCCAUCAAGCCUACGAGAAGCUGCGGCACUGGCUGCCAAUGAGGAUCUCCCAGGCUCGCCAGGCUUCGAGGAGAUUUCUAUGCCACGCAGCCGGGAACUAAGCCAUGAGCCAGCCCGCGCUCAGACAAUGAGGCAUAAAGUGCCUUCUGCUGCCGCGCCGUAUCAACAAGCAUACGCCGCUGCUCCGAAUAACAGCUGGCGAAGGCGGCCUGUUGCUGCUGACCUAUACACUGCACCAGCCCAGAACCUGCGUGACUACAAGCGAUGCAGCUGCUUUGGCGUCUGCGCGCAUUCACUUGUCAUCGAUGUCAGCGACGAAGAGUCCGAUGGGCAAGAGGACCUGCCUGACACCCGCAUGUCAGCCCAAGAGAGGAUCGAGGCCAAUAUGAAUGCCCUCCGAGCAAGAAUUGCAGAAAUGGAAGCUGCACAGAAGAAGCUAGACGAAGUACAGGCUGUCGCUUCGACAGCGCCAAGAAGAUCUGCUGGCAACGAAGCCGCAGAGGGGCAUCGUCCAGAUACAGUCAUUCACCAACGACAAGCCUCCCUGGCCGAGUCGUUAGCCAACGCCAAGUCUGAUGUCCAGACGCUAUCCGAAGCGAUUGAGAAGAAACAAAGGCCCAAGAGCAACAAGCGCAAACAUUUGUCACCUGACACGAGCAAAGGUACAUUAGCGCGAGACAGGACAAGCCGUUCGCCGGAAGCGAGCACAAAGGAAUUCCAAUUUUUCACGCGUGCAGGUGCAGCAGAAGCUGCCGACGCGUCUGCAGCAGGCAAGCAGGCUGGUCUCCUCCUCUUGACGGCCUCUACAGCUGCCAAUCAGUCCGUUCAACGGACCUCGAGCCCUGCAAGCUUCGUGAACGAGUCACCUUUCCAAGCUUACUUCGGUCUACGGUCCGUCGUCAAGAACACGACACCACUACCGCCCUUCAAUGGCCCCAACAACCUGCGACUGUAUCGUGCCUGGUCGGCCAUCGAGCGAGGCUUCGAUCCAAGCGAGUCGUUCUGCAGCUACGAGAGUUCCGGUGGAGUAUGCAACGAUACCGGCUGCAAGCAUAACCACACUCGCAACUUCGAUCUGGACAGCACCCUCCUUACUCGGUAUCUGCAGGAACAGUAUGGUGUCAUGGACCAGGUCAGCAAGGCCAAGAGGACGAUGCUAGCAAGGACGCUCGACCUUCUCGGCUCUCGACCCUACGAUCGCUCUGUCAACUUUGCGGACUUUCUCAAGGAGGUACUACAAGGGGCGGACGAGUCUUAUGAGCUCGCGCAACGACCUGCUCCCCUUCGUGCUGUCCAUCCAUGCUCUUCAGCGACCCUCCCCGAAAUACAGGUGGUACCAGAGAGCACAAGGAACACUCACAGGAGUGUAGUGCACGGAAUGCGCGUCUUCUACUACAGCGCACGAGAUCAGGACUAUCACGAGCACAAUGCAGAGCAUGUCAUCCCCCCCGUGCCUCCUUUGCUCGAGAUGGUGACGGUCUAUGGAUAUGUCGGCACCCUGGCCGUCGGCCUCGGCAUCAUAACAUGGCUAGCCAUACGAGACAUGAUCAGUAUCCCCGCUUUCAAGGGACGCAAGCUGCAGCUCUCAGUGUCGGCGAACCAUCUGAAUACGAUCGAUCUCGUGACUGUCAUGAGCCGCAUCGCUAAGAAGAGCCUGCCUUGGCCAUUCAGCAAUGCGGCCGAGCUCAAACCCAACGCUGCUCGGACAGGCUAUGACCUGCCCGAGGUCACAAUCGAGGCUCCGUUCAAGAUUCAUCCUCGCGACCUCAAGCGGUUCCAAGCAGCUGUCAGCUUGAGCGACGGCUCUCAGAAGAGCCAGACUGAUGAGCUGUCGCCUUUCAUCUUUGUCUCACUCACAACGCCUUUCUUCCUCUUGUUGCUCACGAACGAGCAAUGGCCCAUCAGUGCACUCGGCGCUGUCAAUACGUCGAAUACCUUCAAUUUCAUCAGACCAGAGCGGGUGCGCACACUCGAGCAAAUACAGCAGGGCGACUUCUUCGUGCGAGCACAGAUGGGGGGUGAUGAUCUGCCAGGUGUCAGAGCCAAGCGAGGCAUACAAUGGGCGAUGAGUAUUACGCUCUUUGAACGUGAUGGCGGCAAAGAAGUCGAGAUCUUCAAUGCCAAAUUUGAGGUGCUCAAGUUCCUAUCGAGGUCCGCGAAGCCGGCCUACAAUCCUGACAACGACAAGAAACCGGGCGAGCUGGAUCCUGCAGAGCUGCAAGACUCGCCGCAAAAGCUAAAACUUACCUCUGCCUCGCCCCGUGUGUACAGCGCAUCGUCGUUGGAUUACAAUCCCAUCCACUUGCAUCCUCUGACGGCGUACUUCCUCACGGGAAAGCAGAUCGCUCAUGGCAACCUGUCAGUACUCGCCUUCGUUCACCAGAUCAGCAAGUCAGCCGACCCAGCAGAUGCAGCGCUCAAGUCUCUGUGGCGGGUCGACAGACCCAUGACUACUACAGUCCGCUUCACAUCCAUGAUGCCAGUGCCCUGCACCCUCGACAGCAAAAUCUCGCGUAAAGCUGACCAAACUGGCGAGCUCGCUUUUCAGAUCCUGCUCAAGAACAAAGUGUGUAUUGCUGGCUCAGCAGUACCUCUGUAG